CAAAAAUAUCAGUUUUACGCGAUACUUUCACAUCGCCAAGUAACGAUAAAAUUUUUUAGUCAAACAUUUGCUUUAGACAAGUGUUCUGAAGUGGAAUUUUGUUUUUUUUUAUUUUCUUGUUUUAUUUUAUUUUAUUUUUUUUCCUUUUCCUAAAAUCAUAAAUAAAUUGAUUGACUGUUUGCAAAAAUGAAAAAUAUUUUCAUUAUUACGAUUUUAAUGUUUAUUGUAACUUUUGUUGGUUCAAAUGCUGAUUUGUUAGAUUGCGAGGAGAGAAUAUUACCCGCAACUUUAUCAGAUAUUGGACCUAAAAUAUCCCGAGAAUCCGAAGAGCAUUUGGCUGGUUUUUUCAAGAAAUGGGGCUGCCAUAUAAAAAGAGGCGCCUCCAAGCUCGGCGAAGAUGUUAAAGAAGGUGCAAAAAAGCUGCGUGAAGGUGUUAGGGAAGGUGCAAAAAAAUUAAAAGAAAAAACUGAAAAUCUUGGCUCGAAAAUUGCAACGAAAUUUCACGAUAUUAAAGAUCAUUUAAGCAAAGAUUCCGAUGAAAGCUUCGAAAUUAAGCAUAAACUGUUCGCCGAUAAUGUGGAAAUCGUUAAUCCGGAUAUAUUAAAAGGGGAUCAAUUGUGCGGACACGGUCACAUUCUAGAUGCAUUGGGUAACUGCAGUAAAUUACGGAAAUAGUAAUUAAGUAAAUGCAGGCGAUUUCAUAGUUAAGCCAAAUAUCAAAUCCGACAUAUUCGCCCAUAUAUGCGAGAAAUCUCUUGAGUUGCCCGUUGCUUGUUGCCCGUUGCCCGUUGCCCGUUCCCUGUCGCCCGUCGCCCGUUGCCCGGCGCCCGAAGGAAAAAAUCGACAAAAUAAAUGAACGAAAUUGAUUGCAACGAGUGUGGAUUGACAAACAAAUUAUUAUUAUAUUGUUCUCGCAUUUUCCCAGAUUCAAAAUUAUCUUUGAAACGUUCAAUUUGCUUAUGUAUGUUUUCUCCACUCAUAUCAAACAAAUAAAGUGAUUUCUUUUUUUGUUUUUCUUUUUUCCUCUUCAAAA
This is a messenger RNA of Glossina fuscipes, 1033 nucleotides long. RefSeq lists its product as uncharacterized. The record is from RefSeq and is a predicted model, not a curated record. The transcript has 2 exons. Bases 187 to 675 code for a protein of 162 amino acids. Lineage: Eukaryota; Metazoa; Arthropoda; Insecta; Diptera; Glossinidae.